CCAGCCCUACCAUCUCCCCAGCCCACGCCGCGGCUCCCGGGUGCCCGGGACGCCUCCCCCGGCGCCCCGCGGCGUGGCGCCGGCGGGCUCUAGGACCGCGGUGGAGGCGCGGUGGAGGCGGGUGGGUUGAAGGGCUCCCACCUGCCCGCGGCCGGCCGCAGUUCCCGGUGCGGCGGGGCGAUGAAGGGGCCGCGGGCACCCGCGAUGUUCGGGGCGGGCAGGUACAGCAUCCCGCGGCCCGUCACCAGAAACCUGGAGGACCUGGACUCGGUGCAGAGCGUCCUGCUGCACAGUGACCUUGAGCCUGAAUGGUUGGAUGGCGUGCAGAAAAAUGGGGAAUUAUUUUAUUUAGAAUUGAGUGAAAGUGAAGAAGAAACUCUGCUUCAGAACAGCUGUCCAGAAACACCAGCAGUAAAUCACGUCAGGUUUCGUGAAAAUGAAGCUGAAGUUAUUCAAGAGGGAUCACGAAAAGAAAGAAAGUAUGAACUGAAGAAAUUGACCAAAAUGUUAAAAAAGAAGAAUCUUUUACCAAAGAAUUCUGGGAAGAAAGGCAGUGGAAGUUGUAAUGUGCACUCCACUGGUCCUACUUCCAUAUUGAAACACCAAUCCACUCAGAAAAUGGGUGUCACUGUUCAGCAAAAAUACAAAGAUGUGUAUGUUUAUGUAAAUCCCAGAAAACUGUGCAGUGCUGGAGAAGAUGAGCAGCACAGGCUGCUGGAGGCCUUAGUAGGGAUUGUCCAUCAGUCCUCAUGGAGCAGCAGAAGAGCAGAAAAACAGGGCAGGCGGGAUAAAGUCAUCAGAGGAAUCGGCGAAGAGAAGCUUGUAGUACAUGGCUUGGUGCCAGGUAGUUCAGCAAUGAAAACGGGUCAAAUCUUGAUUGGAGAUGCUCUAGUUGCUGUAAAUGAUGUUGAUGUGAAUUCUGAAAACAUAGAAAGGGUUUUGUCUUGCAUUCCAGGUCCUAUGCAGGUUAAACUUACAUUUGAGACAUCAAUAUUUGAGCCCGAAGGAACUUCUCAGCAAAGGUAUAAACGGGCACAGUCAAGUAUGAACAAUCUGGUUCGGCUCUUGUGGGGAGAAGAUAGCACGGACCUUCAACAGGCUAUACAAGAGGUGCCUCAUAUUGUUAUGUUCCUCACACUGAAACUGGACUCUGAAACAUCUAAGGAUGAGCAAGAAAUUCUUUAUCAGUUCCCCGUAUCAGAAGCAUCCCAAAAACUGAAAAGUGUGAGAGGAAUAUUUCUCACACUAUCUGACAUACUGGAAAGUGUUACUGGUACCCAGAUUAUCAGUUCCUCCCUUUUCUUAUGCGGAAAACUGGUUCAAGUUGUUUACUGGAAAGAAUCUGACAAGUUGCUUGUAAUUGGCCUUCCUGAAGAAAACGUGCCACUUUCUCAGCUGAGGAACAUGCUUGAAGAUGUUGUCAGGACCUUGAAAUUUAUGUACAGUUCUUUAGACAGUGCUUUUUGCCAGGUGGAAAAUGUUUCUCGCCUGGAUCAUUUUUUCAACCUGUUCUUCCAGCGCGCGCUUCAGCCCGCAAGACUCAAGUCAAAUGCCAGCCCCAGUGCUCAGCACUAUGAUACCUGCAGUGCCUUAUUCUUAGACAGUCUCCCAGGCUUACGCUGGCUGACCUUGCCUCAGGAAAUCAAGAUGGAAAUUGACACAGCACUGAGUGAUCUGGAAGCAGCUGACUUUGCAGAGCUGUCUGAAGAUUUUUACGACAUGAGAAGACUAUAUGUUAUAAUGGGCUCUUGUCUCUUCUACAAGGGUUACUUGAUUGGUAAUCACUUGCCAAAGGAAGAUCUUAUUGAUAUAGGUUUAUAUUGUCGGCACUAUUGUCUGUUACCCUUGGCAGCAGAGCAGAGGAUUGGUCAGUUAGUGAUAUGGCGGGAAGUAUUUCCACAUCAUCAUAUCCAGCCAUGUGAAGUUACAAGUUCUACAGGAUAUAGGGAACCUGAAGCAAGAUACUUUUUACUGAUAGUUGGCUUGAGACACUUUAUGCUGUGUGUCCUGCUGGAGGCAGGAGGCUGUGCAUCAAAAGCUAUUGGGAACCCAGGACCAGACUGUAUAUAUGUCGAUCAGGUGAAGGCCACCAUACUUCAACUGGAAGGAAUAGAUGCCAGCAUAGAGGAAAGGCUAGAUUCUCCUUCCAUUCCGCCUUUAUCUUGUGCUGACUGGUUCCUUCCUGCAACACGUGACAAACUGGAGAGCUUGACCACCUCGCCUAUCCUAAGCAAGCUACAAAAUACUUCCAAAUCAGUAACCACUCCAGCAAGCAAAAGGACCCUGUUUGGUGACUCUUCCUUAAUGACACGUAAGCCGAGCCCUACGAGAAACGAUGGAGGAGCUGACCACAGUAAUGAAGGUCCUGCGGAAGAUGAAAGCAGUAAUCCACAAUCUGUAGUGGAUCAGGCCACUAGAAGAAAACAUACCCUACCAAAUCCAUUUCAUUUAGGAAACCUCAGAAAGAACCUUUCAGAGAAAGAUACAGAACUUCUUAAUGCUCUCAAGUUGACAUCUGGUCCUGAGAAUACUCUCUUCCAUUAUCUCUCUUUGGAAACGAUGCAAGGAAUCUUCAUUACUCCCACUCACAAAGAAGUAGCACGGCUCGGCGGCUCCAUCCACCCGCAGUUAAUUGAGAAUUUCUAUCGUUGCUGUCUUUCAAUUCGUUCCAUUUUUCAGCAGUCCAUGAGGAAAGAAAAAAAGGAAGAAGCAGGCAGUGGGAUGUCAGAAUUUAGUAAGGCAGCUGAGGACCUAGAUCUGGUAAGGGAACACGGAGUUUUGUUCGAGUGCUCUCCUGAUAACUGGACUGAUCAGAAGAAACCACCACCAACAAUGAAUUACUGGGUUGUGGGGAGACUCAUUCUACAUCCAAAACCUCAGGAGUGUUAUGUCUGUUUUCAUGACUCAGUCACAGAAGCUGCUGUUGAACUGGCCUUUAAACUGUCCUUCGGCUUAGCUACGUAGAUGAGCCUCCUGAAUGUUCAGCCAUCCCAUGGGGUGUUGUCAUCUCUUUAAAGUACUUCCAUAUAAAGAGAAAUUAACUCAGUAGUGGUGCCCACCCAUGGCGUUAUCUUCGAAAUGCUUUUACAAAAAUAAAUCUACCUUGUGGUGAUGACACAGGUAAAACUUCAGUGAUGGUUCUAAUGAUCUCAUCAAUUGAAUACUUAAAAAGAUUUCAGAGAACCAAAGUUCUUAUCUUUAUAUACUGUCAAGUUAUUUAUCCUGUUCAUAACUUUAUUAUAUGAAAACAUCACAUAAUUUGUACAUUCACUGCUGUUCAGUGUAUAGUAUGCAAUGUAGCAUGAUAAGCUGAAAGCCUCAAAGUACUCUGAAUAUCUGGCAAUUGGUGAUGGAGGGAAGAAAAAAAGUUUUCCAAUUACUUAAAAUUUUGCACCUCUAAGGGCAUGAAAAAUAAAUGUUUUCAGUUACGUUGUGUUCAUCAAAACAGAAAGAAAUCUUUUAGCCAAUUCAUGGCACUUAGCCACACAAAACUGAUGCCUUACCACUUUUGCCAGUAUGUUCUCCUGCACACUCCGGUACUAUAGUGUGGUUGAUGUUUUACUUGAAUUCAUGAGUUUUAACUAUAAAUAAUACUUAUAUUUGUUAAAACGCAAUUUUGAAGGCACAAAAGAAGAUGGGGCGCAGGGGGGUAUGGUUUUAAAACAUGCAUGGACUCAGCUAAUUUUAUAUUAUAUUCAUAAUUCCAUAAUAAAAAAUGUAUAUUUGGCAAAGACCAGUAAAGCGUUAUUCUAUUAUUUUUUUACUUAACAUAUUUUCUCUUUUGUUUAUUUAAACCAUAUUUGUUUAGCUACAUCGUCCACAAUUUACAGCCGGAUAUUAGAAAAAAAAGUUAUGUUACAUCCAUAUAAGGCAAG
Phalacrocorax carbo (great cormorant) is the source of this 3875-nucleotide messenger RNA. The record is from RefSeq and is a predicted model, not a curated record. Lineage: Eukaryota; Metazoa; Chordata; Aves; Suliformes; Phalacrocoracidae.